UCAACAUGGCGGAAGACCUCUUUAACCAUGCCUUAAACGCUGCAUUAAGAAAAAGAAAUAUAACGUAUAAUCUUAAAACAUUACAAAAAGAAUGCAUACAAUCAGUUUUAGAACAUAAAGAUGUUUUUGGUAUGUUGCCAACUGGCUACGGCAAAAGCCUUAUUUACACUGUCCUACCGGAUUUAUUUUUUAUACACCAGCAGCUUUCAAUUGUCAGCAAUAUCACACCUGUACUUGAGCGUGAUACUUCUAUUAUAAUUGUAAUUUCACCUCUCGUUAGUUUAAUGAAGGACCAAGAAAUCGCUUUCAACUCUAUGGGUAUCGACUGUGCCUAUCUUGGUGACAUGGACGAUAAAGUGAAACUUAAAAACAUAGAGAAUGGUCUGGUACCAAUAUUAUUAAUGAGUCCAGAGAGUCUAUUUAGUGGUAAAUGGAGAAAUUUGUUGACAAAUAAAGUAUAUCAGUGUCAUUUAUCAGCAAUUGUAAUAGAUGAAGCUCACUGUGUUGAAGAAUGGUGUGUUAUUAGAUUAGUUCAAUAAUGGAAUAAUGUUAUUAAAACAUCACUCUUGCAUUAAGAAAAUAUCACUUUUUAGUUAUAUACUUAUAGUCUUCAUUCCUGAUUUUCAAAGAAGCAGUAUAGGAUAUUUUAAAAAUUAAAUACACAAAAAACAGUUUAAAAA
Molecule: messenger RNA, 680 nt
Organism: Mytilus trossulus (common blue mussel)
Lineage: Eukaryota; Metazoa; Mollusca; Bivalvia; Mytilida; Mytilidae
Product: ATP-dependent helicase wrn-1-like
Exons: 2
Coding region: 6-539 (177 amino acids)
Biological process (GO): double-strand break repair via homologous recombination
Cellular component (GO): chromosome; nucleus; cytoplasm
Molecular function (GO): nucleic acid binding; 3'-5' DNA helicase activity; four-way junction helicase activity
Source: RefSeq, a predicted model, not a curated record